UUGAGAGGAGGAGGGCGACGAAGACGAGAGACGAAGAAAGAAAUCACGGAACGCGAGAGGAGGAAAAAACGCUAAACCAACUCAAGUAGUGGCCACGGUUCUUCGGUCGGUCGUGGAGAGUUUGAAAAGGAAAAGGUCCCUAGUAGCCCCAACACCCCGGCCGCACCCCACCGCCUGCCCCGUUAACGGUGUCCUUCCUCCACACCCAGGUCCACAGCAUCCCGGACUCGCGAGAACGGUGAAGAGUGGUCACAGCGUAGAGUCGAGUACGUCAGCUCCCGAAAAAAUCUCGCGAAACUCGCACAACACAGCUCGGACUGCUGGGGGAAAGUGUACCCCCCCUCUUGCUCAUCGAGGAAGGCCCGGGGCGAAAGUACUUCGGUGUGCUCCUUGUGGCUGGCACCCCAGGGGAGCUUACGCUCCAACACGCGCACGAGCCGGAAUGGCAAAUGAUAACAAUGAUAUUAACACGGAUGAACUAACUGCCGGAAGCUCGUCAGCAGCAUCAUCUUCAGCGUGCUCGGCUACCAGCAAGGGUGCUGCUGCUGCCGCGCCAAGCUCGUCCAUAGAAACCAGUGAGAGCGCUAGCGAACAACAAAGCGCUGCACCUGCACCGGCAGAGGUGCCACGUCGUGAGGAGAAUCCUUUCUCCUUCAAGCACUUUCUCAAAUGGGAUGGUCCACUGUCCAGUGGUGGUAGUGGUGGUGGUGGUGGCGGCUCUGGAACCAGUUCUCACAAUCAUCACACUAGCAACGGCGGUGGAACUGUUGGGACCAGCGGUGGAAUAGCAAGCAUCAGUACCAAUGGUAGCAUCAAUCAUAGCCGGAGCACUUCCAACAUCAAUGGCCACGGCACGAUAUCGAACGAUGGCGAGCGAAUGUCAGCGGACGCUCUUCUAGUGAGCGGAGCCGGUAAUGAUACGUCCGGCUUCGCGAUCCCAGCGUCCCUUAACGCUACCACCAGUAGCAGCAGUAGCGUGGCCGGUACGGGGUCACCUUCGAAAUCGGCUACAACGAGCUCGCUGCACGUGGUCAGUUCGACGACGACCGGUGCGCGACCGAAAAUUCCCCAGUUCCAGUCAGUGAAUACGCUUAGCAGCGAGUCGAAGAUGAAGCGAUCACCCCGUUUUCCAUCUUUCGAUUCUCAGUCGAGCCUCUCGGACUUUGCGGCCGAUGAGCUCCGCUUUUCACGACCUGGUGGUGGUGGCGGUGGCGGUAGUAACACCGGUGGUGGCAGUGGAAUUUAUACGAGCCGUAGUAACAGUUCCUUCUGCUCCGGUCGACUGCGGGAUGGUGAACGGAUCGGUGAUGAUUCGUUGACGGGCGUUGGUGGUUACGUGCAGCGAUCAUACUCCCACUAUGACAUCGAUCCCGAUAGUCCGGAUAGGGAUGGGCUGGUGGGUGAUGGUAUCGGUGCUGUGGAGGACGAUGAUCGAGUUGGAUCAUGUGGCAGACUGGUGGGUGCGUCGGCUGAGUUCUCCGCCGCUCUGCCCGAUUUUGUCCAGGAUCAUCUUGUCAUGGAGCAAUGGUACAAUACCCUACCAAAGGGUGCCGGUUCCCGGAGUGCAAGUGGUUCCGGUGGUCCGGUGCUGGCAGAAUUCGAACACGGUCUUGGUGAUUCGGUAGGAAGGGGUGAUGUGCAACCGGCGCUACUGAAUGAUAUGCCGUUUGAUUUGACUGGCAGUAUCGGCGGUGCCGGUGCCGGUCGUUCACGAGCAACCGGUACAUUACCGCUGGAUCUGGAUCCAGCCACUGGGAACGCUGGAAUCGAUCGGACACAACGACGCAUCACGCCUACUCCGUCUGCCGAUUUGCCACCCGAUCUGACGGAAGGUGGAGCGAACGGUGGCAAUCUAGACCCUGGAAGCGGUAUCGGCGGACCAUACUAUUACCCUGGUGGUCAAUCGCCACCACUGGCAUCCGCAGCAUCGGCAGGUACGGCCGAUAAAAUCCACCGUCUGCCGGAUUUCCUCUCCGAUGGGCCAAUUCACUCAUCCGGGCGGUUAGCUGACGUUACACACGAUACACCACACGGCACCGGUUCGGAUGAGCGAGCGAGCCAUCAUCGUCUGCAACAGCAGCAACAGCAACAGCAGCAGCAACACCAACAGCAGCAACAUCAACGAGAACUACACUAUCAGAACCGGCUCGAGAUGGAGCAGAUGGUGAAUGAACGAUUGCGCCGCGAGCUCGAUAGCAGCCGGCGUACGGUCGGAGAGCAGAGCCGGCGUAUUCGGGAGCUGGAGCGGGAUCUCGAAACGAUGGUAUCACUGGCGGGACCGCAGCAGUCCCACCAUCAUCAUUCGUUGACCACCACCAGUGGUAGCAGUGGUUCUACUCAAUCGAACGCCAACAGUUUUAUGCUGGCGAAAUCGAGGGCCGCCACCGCUGAAGCGGAAGUGCAGCGGCUGAAACAGAAGCUUGCCGGCAUGAGCGCUGAACUAGAGACACUGAGGCGUGAGAACGAACGGCUCAAGGAGUGCGAAGGUGCGAUUGGGGGUACUGGUGCGGGCGCCAGUGCAUUACCACGGGGCAGCCCCAAUUCGCCGCAUCAAACGUCACGUUUUCUGCGCUCUCAAACAUUGGCUCUACGACAGGCGGCCGCUUCUGCAGAAAACAAUCUCAGGCAACUAUUGAGUGGAGUCGAGAAUCUAAGAUCAAUGGCAAACGAGAUCGAGAGUUUCAAUGGCACGUUCUCACCGGGGACGCACGGCGAAGGUUCUGGGACACGGAUCGGUGCGUCGAUCAGUGAAACCUAUCACCACAGAGCAGGCGACGAUGGAAACAACGAUGGCGAUGGUGACGAUGAUGAUGACGACGACGACGACGAUGACGAGGGUGAUGAUGAUGCUCUCGGUCCGGCAUUGUAAAAGCCUAAACCCCGCAGAAAUGAUGGGGGCCUCAUAAUCGUACUGGUCAAAUCGGAUUGCCGAAGUAAAACGAAGCUUGUAAAAUCAAAACCGAAAACCCAAAAACCACCCGCAAUCCGGCACACGUCGGGGGUUUGUCGCGGGUGGAGUGAAGGCAUACUGUGUGAAUAUUACAUAUACCUGUAGGCUAGCUUUAGCGCUAUGCAUCAUCUUAAAUCCUCGUAAAUAUGUCUCUGCAACUCAAUCUCCCUCUGCGCUUACACACGCAUUCGUCUCACUCUCUGCUGCAAUCGCUUAAUCAGCCACACUACAGGGUUCGAGGAGGGUCAGCAAGGUGGGCAACGGGAUGGUGCGCUGAACAAGGCUCGAUAGGGGAAGUGAGUUAGUGGCGCGAUCCUUUGCAAUCCUUUCACUGCACAACAACCAAGGAGAACGAAAGGAUCGAAGAAACACCGCGCGGUGAAAUUGAACUCCGAAAAAUCAUUGACGCCUGUUGACGGAGGAGCUACCACGAUGUGAUUUGAAUUGAUUUGAAUAUUGUGAUGUUAUCAUUUAUCUUCGAGUGGAAGCAGUUGCGAAACUGGGGGGCGACGACCGAAACGAAUAAAGGCUACAAAUAUA
Molecule: messenger RNA, 3490 nt
Organism: Anopheles darlingi
Lineage: Eukaryota; Metazoa; Arthropoda; Insecta; Diptera; Culicidae
Exons: 5
Coding region: 443-2869 (808 amino acids)
Biological process (GO): regulation of cytokinesis; positive regulation of cilium assembly; positive regulation of protein localization to cilium
Cellular component (GO): ciliary basal body; recycling endosome; early endosome
Source: RefSeq, a predicted model, not a curated record